This is a messenger RNA of Prorocentrum cordatum, 255 nucleotides long. Lineage: Eukaryota; Dinophyceae; Prorocentrales; Prorocentraceae. The record is from the annotation of a GenBank genome assembly.
CUCCGCGAGGUGCUCCACGGCCACUGCCGCCUCAGUCCGCGCCGGGCGCUUGUGACAGGCGGGCCCGCGAUCGGGCGCCCUCCGGCAGGUCGCGGUGGCCGAGGCUGCGGCGCGACAGAGGUGACGCCGAGGGGGCUCGUCGGCCAGCCGGUAGACGAGGGCAGGCUAGCCCGCGUUCGGUGCGCGCUCGAGCAGGCGGUGGCGGCCGACUGCCCCCGCGCGACCAACUCGCCCCUCUGGGGGCUCGUGGGCCAG